AACCCCUUCGUAGAAAUGGUUCGUUCCAAUGAGCCAGUCGAUUUCGUCAACAGACAUCACUUCGCUGCACAUGACAUGUGACAAGGUUGUUAAACUUGGUAUUUUUUCGCCAGCAGGCCCGACUCAAAACAUGAAGGUGUUCAUACCACGCUGCUGCCUUAAUGCUGAUAGUGGUUGGCUGGUCGGCUGGCAAGAUGAAGACUUGAAGAUUGUCUGCAUCUUCUCAGUGUUACAUCCUACGUCCGGUUUGAAAAUAUCCGAUGCACGAAAUUUACUCCAGUCUGAAUCAGAGAGAGGAGCGUACAAGCUCGGAAUACUCGGCAAAUGGGUUAAUACUACGGAGAAUCCUGUUCAGGAGGUUCCAAGUAAUUCUGUAUCCAAUCUCUUACAAGAUUGUUGGGUUGAACUGAUAAAAGAUGAUACCGACAUACCCCAUGUGGACCCACAAGGCAACUGGAACAACCACGUGACUCAAAAUGACCCUCGAAUACUGAUCGUCUACGACCAAGCGCACAUUUUGAAGUCAGCCUUCCAAGUGGUUGACUUAAUUAACACUGCCAACCAAUCAGAUUUCGAUGUGGCAUUUUCAGCCCUAAGAUGUCACAGAUGUUUCUUUGAAGAGCAGUCAGGACUGCAACUGACACAUAGUAAGUCAGCCAACAACAAACGUGCCAGUGUGACAUCACGUAUUCUCGCACCAAUAUGGACUUUACUCUGUCUCAUACAACUCGCUGCAAGAACAAUUGUAAAAAUAUGCAGGAGCAGCUGUCUUUCCAGAAUUUAUCAGAAUGAAGUCUUCUGCUCAGUGGUGCAGUACCCUACAGUGGGAAGCCAGGUGGCGCUUCGGCUUGGACACCUCAGUACUGUCAUCAGGUAUGGAGAGACUAGUGUAGGCACGAAAGGGUCCAACCACAACAGCCAGCAUUACAGAGGACGUGUAUGUGACCUUGCCCUGUCCUUGGUGCUGGACGUCUUGCUGGGUGUUGCAGUCUUCCUCUUCCUCUCAAAGGGAAACUACACCAAGACACUGGCAACCAACCUCAUCCCUUUUGCAGAUUACGUAGCGUCAGAGUUACAAGCCCUGCUACACUGGCUGAUGGGUGCCCCUGCUGGUCUGAAACUCAACCGACCAUUGGACGAGUUCCUGGGACGUUUCUUCCUGUACCACAUCCAGCUUUGGAUAGGUUACCUGUACAUUCUACGACCCUACCUGGAGCUGAUCACCUGGUGUAUUGGUCUAUCAGGCUGUCUGGGCAUGUCUGUAUUGUUGGCCCUGGCAUCAGACACUCUGUCCAUGUUGACGUUUCAUAUCUACUGCUUCUAUGUAUAUGCAGCGAGGUUGUACAGGCUGCAGCUGUAUGGACUCGGGUCUCUCUGGAGGCUGUUCACGGGGAAAAAAUGGAACCCACUGAGACAGAGGGUGGACUCCUGUCAGUAUAAUGUAGAUCAGCUGUUCCUGGGAACCCUGCUGUUCACUAUCCUGCUGUUCCUGCUUCCCACAACAGCAUUGUACUAUGUGGUCUUUACAGCUUUCCGUAUGGCAGUGCUGAUUCUACAAGGAGUGUUGACGAAGGUGAUCACAACUAUCAGCAGCUUCCCUCUGUUCUCAGUCUUACUUCAGCUGUGCAAUGGUGAAAGCAUGGCAGGUGGGAUUACAUUCCAGGUGCUGCCCCAGGUGGAAGACAGACCUCUGUGCUUGUCUGUGCAGGUUGUUCCUGUUACCAUGGCAACAGUGCUUGAGAGACACAGUCUGCAGCAGACUGGGCAGGAGGAACUGACGUCCUGGAGCAUGCUGGGAAGGAAGCUGCUAACGGGAGAUCUCAUCUAUCCUUGGGGGGGAAACAAACCAUAAAGAGUGCCUCAUUCAGCAAAGGGCCAGCAUCGAUUGACAGUGAAUGAAAAGAACUCGCUAAGGACUGUAACUCAACUAGCAGCAGCCUCACAGUUUAGCUCCUGGUUCCAAUGAUUAAGGCAGUAAUUGGGAGACCCUGGUUCAAAAUCUCUUUUGGGGCUACACAGACUAAAUUGGUUAGGAGGUACAAGGGGGGUCUUGUGUUCGAGGAGGUGCCUCCACCACAUCAAAGGGAAAGGUCUAGAAACCCCUCCCUGUAAAAUACCCUGUACUGUUACUGAAACAGCAAGGAAAUGUGCUGUCCUGUGUGCCAUUAGGCACAACAAGGGUCAGGACAAAUAGCUUUUUCACAGAAAAGGGUGUACACAUCAGGAAAGACACCAGAACCUUAGUACAUUUGAAAACAAUCUGUAUUUUCUUUACUUCGUCUUGAGUACAUGUAUAAUUCAUCUAUAUUGUGCUAGCAGCCUAGGCCUACAUGUAUAUUUCUUGGAAAAGUUAUAUUAUUGCAUAUGUACAAGAAAACAUUUGCAAAACUCUUGACCUAGUGAGAAAAAGAUUCAACCUCUUCUCCAAUUUAUUUUGGUUCACCUCUCAUAAGAUGCAUACCUUUGCAAUUUACAUUUAUGUAUAUGCCUAGGAAGGAUUUUUCUCAUACUCUACCAAUAGCAAGUUAGAUUUAUAUGGAAUUAAAUUGCAUUUGUGAAUUAUCAAUGGCCUUGUGUCACAAGGCUGGGGUUGACCUUGAGCUUCUGGAAUUCUGACCGGACAGUAACCAGUAAGACCUUUUCCUACAUUCUCCUGUGAACUGUACAAGAGCAUGGGACAAGAACAUUAUGUUAAAGUUUGUAGUCUUAGGAUGGAAACAUCUUGAACAUUUUACAGAAAUGAUGAAAAGCGAUAUGGGUGCAAAACUUUCAAGAUUGACUUGUAGAAUAACCUGAAAAUAAACGUUCACUACUGUCCUUGAAAAAA
This is a messenger RNA of Branchiostoma floridae (Florida lancelet), 2827 nucleotides long. Its product is annotated as phosphatidylinositol N-acetylglucosaminyltransferase subunit Q-like. Bases 29 to 1852 code for a protein of 607 amino acids. Gene Ontology annotation, biological process: GPI anchor biosynthetic process. The record is from RefSeq and is a predicted model, not a curated record. NCBI's taxonomy places the organism in Eukaryota, Metazoa, Chordata, Leptocardii, Amphioxiformes, Branchiostomatidae. Gene Ontology annotation, cellular component: membrane; endoplasmic reticulum. The transcript has 11 exons.